Messenger RNA from Marchantia polymorpha subsp. ruderalis, 953 nucleotides. NCBI's taxonomy places the organism in Eukaryota, Viridiplantae, Streptophyta, Marchantiopsida, Marchantiales, Marchantiaceae. The record is from the annotation of a GenBank genome assembly.
AUGUAUAACAUGCCUGUGGGCUCAUCCACAACUCCACUCAAAGCAAAUGAAGAUGGCAACUUAUUCUGCAUUGUGGGUCAGAGUUCACCUUGCGCUCUACUUGCGGAUUUCAUUUCUCUUGUUUUUGAAGCUCAUUGGACGACAGCGGUUAUAUCAAGAUUCAUGGAGGUUGAAGAGCUUGCAUCUACGGACGCGCCGUCAGCGGAGCCACAACGGGCUGUGGAGGCGGAAAUCGUUGAAGAGGAGAUUGAAGAGCUGUUGCAUGGAGUGAACUGCGACUGCCAUCCAUUCGACGCUGUAGCUCUCAGCGAGUACAUGUUAAAGCAUGCAAAGAAGGCUUUCAUGUCAACUCAAAGACGUGAUUUUAUUCUCAGGUUCGUUGAGGAUUAUCAGCGGAGCUCUCCUCAACCGCAGAGGGAGGAGUAUUCAAGCGAUGCUGAAUUCCAAGGAGCUCUGCGAGCUUGGUAUUGCAUCUUCCUCCUCGCCUCGGACGAAGCUUUAAGAAACUGGGAGCGACGGAUGCUGGCGCAGUUCCAACACCCACGUAAACGCUUUCUACAAUCGGUGAUAGACGUGUUCAAAGCGAUCAACGAUUUCCUCAACCUCCAGCUGGAGAAACUGAAGGAAGAAGGUUGGAUUCUUCUCGUUCAUGCUGCAAGCGACUUCAAGGACUUUAUUCAGAUUCAGCUUCCCAUCUGUGUCUUCUUCAUGAUGGUUGCGAUUUGUGCCUUCGCCUUUUCAAACUUCUUGGAUACUCAGACCAAGAAGUAUCUGACUGAAUGAACUUUCAUCAGUUCGAUCAGUCGUCGCCAGUGAGUGUAGAGAUGAGUCCACAGCAUUACACUCACUCUCUGUUGAGUUUUAAAUGCUGGUGCACAUUAAGGUGUUGAUCUUGCGUGAUCCAGCUUGUAAGUUUCUAUUAUCAUAAGCAAGUGUCUUCAAAAUUUGGACUC